AUGGCUUCCAAUUCCAACAUUGUUUACCGUUACCAGCUACAUGAAGUUCAUGAUAAGGAAACAUUAUUGAAUGAUUCUGACCAUUUCAUUUCACCAUAUGCUUUCUACAAAUUUCGCCAUGCCAUUCUUGACGUCAACAACAACUCCGACACAUCAAUUGAUCAUCUUAUUUCCUCUUCCGUACAAAACAUCUUCUACAAGAAUAUUGAACCCCCCAUCAUACUUGGUCGCGAGAAAGAAUUUGAAUCAGAAAACUCUUUCUUGCUUUCUAAAGUUGAACCGCCAGAGGACCUAAAACGCGAGCUGCAACUUGACAUUAUUGACUUUGUCCAGGUAGAUGCUAAUAGGCAAAACCGCCGAAUUAUUCAAACCCGUGUGAUUUUGAAUGUUCGAAAAAGGCAGGAAAAAAGAGAUGGACGUGAAGGGACUGAGAAACGUGAUUGUGUGAUUUGUAUAGAUCCAUUGAAGGAAGAGGAUGGCAAUGUUAAUUAUAAACUCCUCCCCUGUGGGCAUUAUUUUCACAAAGAAUGCUAUUAUAAGUGGUGGUGGAAGAGUCGUUUUUGUCCAAUGUGCCGCUCCAGGAUACCUGUUAAUUUAUUUGUAUAA
This is a messenger RNA of Pistacia vera, 606 nucleotides long. Its product is annotated as probable E3 ubiquitin-protein ligase RHY1A. Bases 1 to 606 code for a protein of 201 amino acids. Gene Ontology annotation, molecular function: ubiquitin protein ligase activity. The transcript has a single exon. NCBI's taxonomy places the organism in Eukaryota, Viridiplantae, Streptophyta, Magnoliopsida, Sapindales, Anacardiaceae. The record is from RefSeq and is a predicted model, not a curated record. Gene Ontology annotation, biological process: ubiquitin-dependent protein catabolic process.